CACUUGGACUUGGGGAAUGGGGCCGCGUGGGCUUCCAGCCGGGAGAGAAGGUGCGGGGCGGAAAGGGGCAGGCGCCGGCCCCCAGGUGGGCACGAGCUCACCACUGAGGCUCAGUAAGGGGUGGGGGGAUCCCAGGAGGCGAUCUGUCCCUUCCACUCGCGCUAUCCCUGGGUGGGCAAAAGGGGCGAUAAGCUACGGUGGCGCGGGACGGGCUCCGCGGACCCCCGCCGCGCCGCACCUCUUCCUCUUUCUGGCCGAAGGCCGUGAGCCCCGGUUUCAAUCUUCCAGUCUAAAGCAAUAAGGCUUCCUACCUGCCCGGUACUAGCGCAGACGCGAAAGACGCGACCUCCCCCGAGACGGACUCCCAGAUAGUGGACUGCGCCGCCCGUGCCGCCCCCUCGCGACGCCGUGCAGCCCCGGGGGUAGCGUGGCGAGCCUGACGUGCGCCUCGGCGCACAGCGGGUUAACAGGAGUCGGCUCUGAGUGGGGAGGCGGGGGCGCGCCCCCAUUGGUGGAAAGUUACCGGGGGCGUGGCCUGCGAGUCUCGGCGCCCCACCCCCAGUUCCGCACCCCCCCCACCCCCCCACCUCCACUUUGUACCUUUCUCGCCGCGGCAGCGAAGCGGGCCGGGACCGGCCGGACCAGACCAGAGCGGACCCCGGGGGCGAUGCGGCUGCUGCCCCUGCUGCGGACUGUCCUCUGGGCCGCGCUCCUCAGCUCCCCGCUGCGAGGGGGCUCCGGCCUCCGCCACGCCGUCUACUGGAACUCCAGUAACCCCAGGCUUCUUGGAGGAGACGCCGUGGUGGAGCUGGACCUCAACGAUUACCUAGACAUCUUCUGCCCGCACUACGAGGGGCCAGGGCCCCCUGACGGCCCCGAGACCUUCGCUUUAUACAUGGUGGACCGCCCAGGCUAUGAGGCCUGCCAGGCCCAGGGCCCUGGCGCCUUCAAGCGCUGGGAGUGCGCCCUCCCCUUCGCUCCCUUUGGCCCCGUUCGGUUCUCUGAGAAGAUUCAGCGCUUUACACCCUUCUCCCUUGGCUUCGAGUUCCUGCCCGGAGAAACCUACUAUUACGUCUCGGUUCCGGCUCCAGACAGUUCUGGCAAGUGCUUGAGGCUCCAGGUGUCCGUCUGCUGCAGGGAGAGCAAGUCGGAGUCCGCCCACCCUGUCGGAAGCCCUGGAGAGAGCGGCACCUCAGGGUGGCAAGGAGGAGGCGCUCUCAGCCCCCUCUGUCUCUUGCUGCUGUUGCUGCUUCCGAUUCUGCGUCUCCUGCGAGUUCUCUGAGCCAAGCAGACCCCUCCUGCUACACCCCUGCCGCUGGAGCAUCACACCAGCCAGACCAAUGGAAGAGUGAUAGGGAGGUCGGAGGGUCUGUGGUGACCCUUCCAGGGGCUGGCCCCUUCCCAGAGGCUGAAGAGUUGCCGCAGGGGUGCUGCACACGGCCCCAGGUGCCCUGGAGCCCAGGCAGGACAAAUGCGGGGUCUCUGUCAGCUGCUUUGACAUUCUCAUCCUGUCCCCCCAGAAAGACUGGGAUUUGGUGGGGCUGAAUCCUUGAGUCUUUUGGGGCCAAGACCGAAGACCUGGGGACAGGUGGAUUGCCAGACCAGGGCAAGGAGGAGGUCCUGGCCAUCCCGCCUGUCGUCUGUGCCCAGCACCCUGGGGGCCUCUUCCCUGGGGCAGCGUUCUCCCCUCCCCAGGUGGUCACUCACUUGUCUUCUAUGAAGACGGACUUGCUAUGAGGUUGAAUAUCAUGCCAGUUUGUAUUUUUAUAAGUGUCUGGACCGAACCCUCAAUAAACCACCCGACUUUCGGUUGCUGUCA
Lontra canadensis (Northern American river otter) is the source of this 1819-nucleotide messenger RNA. It is a transcript of the gene EFNA4, whose product is annotated as ephrin A4. NCBI's taxonomy places the organism in Eukaryota, Metazoa, Chordata, Mammalia, Carnivora, Mustelidae. Gene Ontology annotation, molecular function: ephrin receptor binding. Gene Ontology annotation, biological process: ephrin receptor signaling pathway; axon guidance. The record is from RefSeq and is a predicted model, not a curated record. The transcript is spliced from 4 exons. Gene Ontology annotation, cellular component: plasma membrane. The coding region runs from base 668 to 1282 and encodes 204 amino acids.